AUGACGCGUCGAAAGUAUCUUUCAGAUAUUACUAUUCCACCAGAGCUCCAAAACCUCGACAAAUUAGAAGACAUGCUUAGAACAAUAUCGGAAGAUACAUUUGAUGACACAAUUAGGUUUCUUAAAAAUUAUAUGACAGAAGGGCCUUAUAUUUAUGAUGUAUUUCUACAACUUUCAUUAUAUUUACGCAUUAGAAAGGAAAACAAGGAUUUUUACAUACGCCUUUAUGAAGAAUUAAAAGAUUACGCUUUUAAAUACCCACAUUUCAUUCCAUUAACAAAAACACCCCCUAUUGAAAGUAAUUUUAAAGAUGAGCGUCUAAAGAGACUGUUUUCAACUAAUGAAAUCAAUCAACAAUUUGCAUACACAGAUUAUCACGUGAAGCUGAAGAAUGCAAUUAAAGAAGACGAUUUUGAUAGCUUUAACGCAAUUAUGCUUAAUAUGUCAGAAGACGAAAAAGAAAAAUUACUGUUAAAAAUCGACGAAUACGAGUAUUUUAUUCCAAUGACAGCAACACUUCUAGAAUAUGUUGCAUUAAAUGGAUCGAUCAAUAUAUUCAAAUAUUUAUUCAUGAGUUAUGAAAAUAUUACACCAAGUGUUGGAUAUUUUGCUUCAUUUGGUGGAAACCUCGAAAUCAUCAGAUUAUUACAACAAGAAAAUCAGAACUUGUCAAUGGUCUUGCUUGGAGCUAUUCAUUCUCAAAGAGACGAUAUUUAUGAUUGGGCGAUUGAUAAUCUCGAAUUUGAUCCUUUUACAGUUAGAAAUGCUUACGAAUCUUACAACCUACAUGUAUUCAUAAGCUGUUUUGAGCUUAAUUUCCCUCCAAAACUAAUUUCUCUAAAAUAUUCUUACGAUUUAUUCAAAUACUUGAUCGAUACGAUCAAACUUCCUCUUGAGCGAAAUGACCUCUUGGAAUGCGCUUAUAUGGAAGAUUGUCCAAUAAUAAUGGAAAAAUCUUUUCGGAUCUCGGAAACACAACAUAUCCGAAAUAUCAAUUCAUUCAGAUACGUCAAGCCGUAUGAAUCAUGUUUAGAUGCUCUAACUGUUUAUUUAAAGAAUAUUAAUCCACAUAAAAUCGUAGAAAUGGCAGAGUUCUUCAAAGAAGCGGUAGAACACAAUUGUACAAAACUAGUUGAGGCUAUGCUUCAUUACGGGUUUGAUGUAAAUGCUAUUGCUGAUGAAGAUUUGUUCAAAAGAAUUAAAACGUCAGAAAUUGGAAACUUGAUGAUCGAGUAUGGUCUUAAAGUUGAUAUUUUGAUAGCGAUCAACUACUUUCCAGCUGAUUGUCUCAAAGUUUUGAUAUCAAAAGGAAUUAACCCAAAUAAACCAGGAAAGUACUACAUUCCGAAGCUGAAACCUUUACCAAUUAACGCAAAAAUCGGUGAGUUCUAUCCAUUCCAUGAUCCUUUCCCUGUUCAUUUAACAAAUCAAGAUCGGCCGGCAAUUUCUUACUUUUCUAUCAAAAAUUUCACCAAUAAGCAAGAACCUUUAUCAUAUUUUCCAUUACAUUAUGCAGUUCAAUGCGGAAGCAUAGCAAAAGUUCAAAUUUUAGUUGAGUCGGGAGCCGACGUCAACAAAUUGGACGAAAAUUACAGAUUACCUAUAUUUUAUAGUUGGAACAACUCGAUUUCGGAUUAUUUACUUGCGAAAUCAACGAAAAUAGAAUUGGAGAAAAGAAUUCAGCUGAAAAGCUUGAUUUUCGCAGAUCCAAAUUCAUGGAUGACCUCUGAUAAUAUCUAUAACAUGAAUUACAACAUCUCUGCUGAAGCUUUCAGAAUUUCCAAGAUAAUGGGUUCUGAAAAAAUCACAGUUGACCAUGUUUUGAAGGCUGUAAAGUCGAUUUCCCAUGAUUAUUUCAAGGAAAUUUCGCCUCUUCUUUAUCCUGAUCCGGAGACAUUUUUCAAAGGAGAUUUGAGUGGCGUAUGGAAGCCAAACAAAUUCGUGAAAGAUGAGAACGUCAUUAGAUUUAUCCUUAGAAUAACAAGUAUCAAAACGAAAAAUAAUUCAUUCAUGUUUGCUAUCAAUGAAUCCAUUCAUCGCACUAGAAAUACUAUUUACUAG
Molecule: messenger RNA, 2061 nt
Organism: Trichomonas vaginalis G3
Lineage: Eukaryota; Parabasalia; Trichomonadida; Trichomonadidae
Product: Ankyrin repeat family
Exons: 1
Coding region: 1-2061 (686 amino acids)
Molecular function (GO): protein binding
Source: RefSeq, a predicted model, not a curated record